AUGGAAGCUUCUUCACAAAAAUACUUGGAGGUUUUGCAGGCCAGUAAGAUCCAACCACGCAAGGGCAAUGGAACAAAGUGGGUAUCAAGCGUCUAUGGCUCAGGCGAACCGCGGAUGGCCGAACUGAAGGCCUCAUACUGGAAGGAAAACAUGGUCAAGCCGGUUCUUUUCUAUGAGGCUCUGACCUCAGCGCUUACUCAAGCUCCCAACGAAGACCCUUUUGACUGCGUCAUUGAGGUCGGCCCACGUCCGUCACUCACAAGCCAUGUUAAGGCGAUUAUGGAUGAGAUGAAGAUUCCCUUCCUGCCGUACUCAGGCUUACUCAACCGCCAAAAGGAUGACCGCGAGGCCUUCUCCGAUUUUCUUGGCUGGAUGUGGACUUUGUUCUCUGGUGCUACAGACCAUAUUCGGCAGUUUGCAGUCUCCUCAGCCCGGCCUGAUCUUGUUCAUCAUCGGCUGCUUGACCCACCUGCCUACCCAUGGGACCACUCCCAGAUUUUCUAUCGGGAGUCACGCAUCUCACGUCAAUACCACUUCAAAACACAACAACCUCAUGAACUCCUGGGCGUCCGCACGCGUGACGAUAACAAGUUCACGCUCCGCUGGCGCAACAUGCUCAAGUACGAGCAUCUGCCAUGGGUGAAGCAUCACAGCUUUCAAGGUCAGGCUCUUCUUCCAGCCUCAGCCUACCUCAUCAUGGCCCUGGAUGCUGCCAAGGUUGUGCUCAAUAGCCGCAAUGCAUCCAUUGUUGAGCUGCAUAACCUCAAGUUCUCUUCUGGGAUCGUUCUCGAGCCCGACGCCGACGUCGAAGUUCUCUUUUCGCUCACAGUCGAGCAUGAAUCAUUUGAGGAGAUCAAGGCAUCUUUCACGCUGACGUCGACUCAGGCAAACGGGAACAUCGACAUGAAGAAGAACUUCACUGGCUCCAUGACCGUCAUCCUUGAGGAGCCAAGUGCUGAUGUGUUCCCACGCCGGGCGCAGGGGCAACCGGAAACUGUACGGGCUAGCGAACAGGGCUUUUACAAGAUGAUGGCUGAAACGGGCCUCUUCUACACCGGCCCGUUCAAGGGCUUGCAGGAGCUGAGGCGCCGUUUCAAUUUUUCGACCGCUGUUGUGAAGAGACAUCACGAAGAGGAUACCACAUCUCUUCGAAUUAGUCCUGCGACAUUGGAUACUUGCCUUCAGACGGCAUUUGUCACAAUUUCCUCACCAGGAGACAACUCUAUCUGGACCUCGUUCUUGCCCGUCGAUAUCGAGUCAGUUCGUUUCAACCUGGCGAUUUGCGAGAGGCAAAAUAUCCAUGACUUCCUCUAUGUCGACGCUUACCUCACAAAGGAGAGCCCGAUCACAGAAAACACAGGAGCUUCUUUCACUGCCGACAUUGAGAUCUACAACGAGAGUGGCGAAAUGGAAAUUCAAAUCCAAGGGCUCACAGUAGGUUCCUGGGGCACGACAAAGCCCGAGCAAGACCACGAGCUCUACCUUACCACCACCUUCGAGCUCGACUGCGACUUCGAGAUCGUGUCGUCAAGGCAAUUCACUGAUCCAUGCCCCCACGCGUGCAAGCUGCUGCUCGACAGCUGCUUCCGUGUGGCUGCCUUCUACGCCCGCCAAGCUCUUGGUGGGCUGGACAAGACCCAUCUACCUUCGGUGCUCCGGUUGUAUCAAGACACGGAAGAAUCAAUCAAGAAAUUUGUCAACAACUCUCCCUACUCUACAAUCCUCAACCUUGUCUCUCAUAUGGACUAUGGCCAGCUCGAAGUAUUUGACGCUGAGCUGUCACACUUCAUUAGAGAAGUUGUUCACAUUGUCGCCCUUCAGCAGCACUUGACUCGGAUCAUCAAGCAGAUCGCCCACAAGUAUGCGCGGCUGAAUGUUUUGGCCUUGACGGACCCUAGCCUGUCGCUCACUCAGCAUAUUUUGGAUGGGUUGGGCGAUUCAUUCAUGUCCUAUCAUCUAGGAACGAAGCCAGAAGAGAAGCUGGCUGACCGCCGCCCAUUCUGCGACAUGUUGGGGAAGAAGAUAAAGGUGGCUAAGUUCGACCUCUACUCGCUUUUGGGCGAGCAGGACACGGUCACUUACGAUCUCGCCAUCCUCACCACAUCGGUUUCCAAGCCCCAUGUUGCAACCACGGCGCUUGACACACUCAAGAGAGUCAUGCGUCCAGGAGGCUUCUUGGUUCUUGUCCACGUCCCAGACGACCUUAUCAAUCUCCUUGAGGGACGUUUUUGGGUAAGGUACAGGAAUGGGGAUUUGCACUGGCCGGAGACACCCAGCUGGGAGGACUGGUUCGUCGCUCUCCAGGCCUGCGGGUUCUCAGAGACGAUCAAAAACUCCACACAAGUAUCUAGUAAAGGGCUCGCAAUCAUGAUCCGUCAUAACGAGGCAGAGAGCAAGAAAGUACUGAUCCAACCGGCCUGUGAUCUCACCAGGCGCAAGACAGGCCGCUUGCUCAUUGUGGGUGGCAAGAAAGUGCAUACGACUCGCAUUGCAUGUCGCAUCGCGAGCGUGCUAACGGUGCACUUUGCUGAUAUUGACCACUUUGAUGAUUUCGACAGCGUUGUUGUGUCGAGUGAAGUCUCAGCUGUGAUCAUUCUUGCAGACAUGGACCAGCCGAUCAUCUCAACCAUGACAGAAAAGAGCAUGCAGGUAUUGAAGCAACUUUUUCGACCAAACAUGACGAUCAUUUGGGUUACCCAAGAUGCGCUCGUGCGCAACCCCGAGCACGCCGCAUCCUUUGGCUUUGCCAGGACGUUGGCUGCAGAAACGCCCGGAGUAUGUCUUCGGAUGAUCGACAUGGACAAUCAGAUGGACUAUGAGCAGGUGUGCGCCGCAGUUGGUAAUGAGAUCGUCUCAUGUUUGCUGCAACUCGAUUUCAAGUCGUUGGCCGAAGGAAACGCUUCGACACAGCCUAUGCUUUGGGUCACUGAGCCGGAGAUACAUUACCGUUCUGGUUGCCCAUGGAUUCCACGAGUGGUGCCCUGGAAAGAGGGCAAUGAGCGAGUCAAUGCCCCGCGGAGGGUUAUCGUCAAGGAGGUAAACACGCUCGAGAAGGUUGUCAGCAUCUCUCCUUCCGGUUCUAAGACCAACAAUAGGCUGUUCAGCGCCCACAUUGUGCGGGAUGUCAACAAGCAAGUCCCAUCUAUGUUGGUGGUCUUCGAGACCUUGUUCAGCACCGCUGAGCCCAUGACGCUAAAUAUUGGCAGGAAGGAGUUCUCUGCCUACAUGUGCCUGGUUAGGAAUCUGGCGGAUACCAGGCGCUGCCUCGUCUUCUCGACCACAAACUCCUCCCAUAUUGUCGUGUCAGCCGAUCCGAGACACAACGAAGUUGUUGCUUGGGCGGAGAUUCCCAUCGACAGAGCAAACUCUAACGACGAAGCUUGCUUUGCGUUGAUAGUACGCUACAUUGCAGCCGACGCCAUCAUGAAAAAAAUCAAGCGCAGUCAUGCCAUCAUUUUUGAGCCUGACAAGCUUCUUGCAGAGUGUCUGAAGGAGCUAACUGAUGGUCAAAAUGUUGAACUCACAGUUUGCAGCCAGGAUCCGGAAAUAGCGUCGUCUAAGAACUACGCUGUUCAUUAUGGGAUGUCUAGCAGACAAAUUCGGGUUCUGCUAUCGCCUGCAAGGGCUCAGCAUAUCACAGUCGUCAAUUUGUUGCCGGAAUCUCAUCCAUUCACCAAGAAGCUGAAGCAAGCUCUGCCUGCUGGCUGUACCUACUUUGGCCGAUCACAGCUCUUCGCAGACUUUGAGGGCCCCGAGAUGCUGGCGAAGAAGCUGGCUGAUGACGACGUCUCCGCAGCCAAAGUGGGGGGAAUCUGUAUCAAGGACUGGAAGUGGUUUGAAACUGUUGUUCACAAGGUGGAAGCCAUUAAGUCCGCGCCAACCUGGUCCGCACCUGUGUCUGUGCCUCAACUGCUGCAGUUAACUGCGACGACUCUCCCUCUUUUCAAAACCAUCAACUGGAAGGCCGAGUGCUUAAUUCCCUGCAUCGUCAAGCCCGUCAUUGGUACACAACUGCUGCGGCCUGACAGGACUUAUGUGAUAGUCGGAUUGACGAGAGACUUUGGCCAAAGCUUGUGUACGCUUUUCGUUCAGCAAGGUGCAAGGAACUUCGUCCUGUCGAGUCGCAACAUUCCCGAGAAGCUACCCAAUUGGGUUCACCACAUGCCCCAGGGUGUCAAGGUGGUCUUUGAGCGACUGGAUGUGACCGACCUCAAGCAAGUAAAGCAGUACAAGACGAAGCUCUUCUCUCACUACAAGCUGCCCCCUGUGGGCGGCGUCGUCAACGGCGCAAUGGUGCUCGACGACAGAGUUUUCUCCGAGAUGUCCAUUGAGACUUGGCAUCGCGUCCUGCGCCCCAAAACAGUUGGCUCCUACAACUUGCAUUCAGUCUUUAACGAGCCAGACAUGGAUUUCUUCAUUAUGACUUCGUCUUUUGCCGCGAUUGGUGGGCACGCCGGCCAAUCCAAUUAUUCAUCUGCCAACAUGUACAUGAACGGUCUCGCCGCUCUCCGCCGGUCUCAAGGCCUCCCUGGUUCGGUACUCAACAUUGGUGUCAUCUACGGCCUCGGCUUCUUGCAUCGCGAGAAGGAUGAGCUGUACCAGGGUCUUGAGCGCGAGGGGUACCCGCCCAUCUCGGAGCGCGACAUUCAUCAUAUGUUCCUUGAGGCCAUUGUCGCGGGCAAGCCGAUCCCCGGACAAGAUGUUGUCAAGUGCGAGCAAAUAUACGACAUUGUAACUGGCUUGCGCCGAUUUGACCCUGCCGAUCGGUACCUCCAUUGGCAUUUCGACCCGCGGUUUUCACACCUUUUCCGUGUGGCUGAAACGGAUGAAGAAUGUGUUUCUGGUGGUGUCGACGGCAAGGAACACCAACCAUCGUUGAAGGAGCUUGUAAAUAUGGCUUCGGACAAGCAAGAGGUGGUUAAGUUGUUGGUAGAUGGGAUUGUCACGCGUCUUCAGUGCCAGUUGCACCUUGCCGAGGGCAGCAUCUCGGGCGAUCAUACCAUUAGCGAGCUGGGUGUUGAUUCCCUUGCUGCGGUGGAGAUUCGUACUUGGAUCUGGAAGACCCUUGGGUAUGAUGUCGCCGUCAUGAAGUUGUUGAGUGGUGUCACGAUUCGGGCGUUGUGCAUGGAUAUUGCUGGUGCUGUGAUGAAGGCUAGGGAGGAGAUUCAGUAG
This is a messenger RNA of Thermochaetoides thermophila DSM 1495, 5172 nucleotides long. RefSeq names its product polyketide synthase-like protein. The transcript has a single exon. Gene Ontology annotation, biological process: fatty acid biosynthetic process; secondary metabolite biosynthetic process. The record is from RefSeq and is a predicted model, not a curated record. Gene Ontology annotation, molecular function: phosphopantetheine binding; fatty acid synthase activity. The coding region runs from base 1 to 5172 and encodes 1723 amino acids. NCBI's taxonomy places the organism in Eukaryota, Fungi, Ascomycota, Sordariomycetes, Sordariales, Chaetomiaceae.